AUGGCUAUCCUCGACAUCAGUAAGGACCUGUCGGCCCUUUUCCGACAACAGGUCCAGGUGACACCGGAUGCUGUGGCGUUGGAGGACGAUACGGCGACAUACACCUAUGUCCAACUUGACCGAAAGGUCGAGGCUCUCGCCAAUCGCCUCCGCAAGCACCGAGUCGGCCGAGACAGCCUCGUUGGCGUGCUCCUACCACGCAGUGCCAACUAUGUGAUUGCCUGUCUCGCCGCGCUCCGGGCAGGCGGGGCAUUUCUCGUCCUCGAACUGGCUUACCCUCCUGAACUCCUGGCAGACGUUAUUGACGAUGCCCAACCAGCUGUAGUGGUCACUUACCGCGCCGAACUUGGUAAGAUCAAGGAGGGCAUUCCUCUCAUCACUCUGGAUGAGGAGCAGACAGACACCAAUGGAGAUGUGAAAGACCUCCCUCCGCUGCCUGCUGAUGAUGAUCUGGACAGACUUGCCUUCGUUUCUUAUUCUUCAGGAACAACGGGCAAACCCAAGGGCAUCGCCAAUCCUCAUCGAGCGCCAGUACUUUCGUAUAACCUGCGAUUCGGGUUUCGCGAUCUGCAGCCCGGCGAUCGUGUCGCCUGCAAUGUCUUCUUCAUCUGGGAGAUCCUGCGUCCCCUGCUGCGGGGAGCCACUGUCGUUGCAGUGCCCGACGAGGCCAGUUAUGACCCCCCCGCGCUCGUGGACCUACUCGCUUCUAAGAAAAUCACCGAGACCCUCAUGACCCCGACGCUCUUGGCCGCGGUGCUGUCGCGGCACCCAAAGAUCGGGGCUCGUCUUCCGAAGCUGCGGACCUUGUGGCUGAACGGUGAAGUCGUGACCACCGACUUGGCCCGUCGAGCAAUAAAAGCUCUUCCCAACACAACCCUGCUCAACGUCUACAGCGCCUGCGAGACUCACGAGAUUGCCUGUGGAGAUAUUGGAGAGAUGCUGGACAAUGAGGCAAACUACUGUCCCGUCGGCCCUCCUCUGGAUCCAGAACACACCUACAUUCUCGAUGAGAGUGGUCAAAAGGUGGAAGCUGGAGAAAGCGGAGAACUUUUCGUGGGCGGUAGACUCCUGGCCCGCGGCUACAUCAAUCGUCCUGAGACAACUGCCAAAGCCUUCACACCGGACCCAUUUGAUUCAGCCCCAGGAGCGCGCAUGUACCGAACUGGAGACCAGGCACGAAUCCUUCCGUCAGGACUUUUGGAAAUCACUGGUCGCGUCGGAGCCAUGAUCAAGCUUCGUGGCUACUCCGUCGUCCCCGGAAAGGUCGAGCACGCCAUUGUGCAACACCUGGCUGUUCGUCAUUGUGCAGUCACGGCUCAUGGCGAGGCGUUGGAACGGCAACUCGUUGCAUACUUUGUCCGGGACAAGGAGUCUUCCGCAGAUCGCCCGGAGUUGGAGGUUAAUGAAUUGGGGCACAGUCCAGCUGCAAGACGGACGCUCUCAUCCUACCUGGCUCACUAUAUGAUUCCGGCUCUGUGGGUGGAAGUUGAGGAGCUGCCUACCAAUGCAGUGUCUGGCAAGGUUGAUCUCAAACGCCUUCCCCAACCAACAACCCCCAAAGCUGUCAAUGGCAGUGGCCGCAGUAGCCCAUUUAAUGGACACAAGGGAGACCAUGAUCCAAUUGAUAUUGAAGCCAUCGCUGAAAUCUGGGCUGCAAGUCUCAAGAUCUCACGGAACACCAUAACGCCGGAGCACAGCUUCUUCGACCUUGGCGGUCACUCUUUGACGCUCGCAGACUUGUCUGCACGGUUCUCCAGGGUUCUAGGAGUCAAGGUGCCUCUAGCACGACUUGUCGACCCUGCGACUCUCAAUGGUCACUUGGAAACAGUGCGAUCUGUGAGAGACGGUCAUGCUGCAGCGGUGCAGGCUCAUCUGCCUGAUGUCCUCCGGAAAGACUCGACCCUUGAGGACAAUAUUCGACCCACAAAUGCCAGCAUAUGUGCGGCCAGCAAAGCAGAUACGAUCCUACUGACCGGUGCCACUGGCUUCUUGGGUGCAUUCUUGUUGAAUGACCUACUGGAAAGCACAUCGGCAAAGAUAUUGUGUUUUGUACGUUUCAGUGAUCCUUCCGAAGCCGAUCUGCCAGAAGGCGUCGCAAGGUUGCGAAGGCACCUGCUCGAUCUGGGAUUGUGGCGGGACUCGAUUAUGGAACGCGUCGAAAUCCUCCCUGGCAAUUUAUCCCGACCUCGACUGGGUCUCUCGCCGGACGCCUUCGAAGAACUCGCAGGGCGUGUCCAAGUUAUUUUCCACGCUGCCGCCAGUGUCAAUCUUGUGUACCCGUACGCUGCCCUCCGGGACGCUAAUGUGGGCGGAACAAGGGAAAUCCUGCGCCUAGCAUGUCGCGCUGGAGCCACAGUGCAAUACAUCUCCACGAAUGGUGUGUUGCCUCCAUCUCGGAAUAGCUGGGAUGAGGAUGUCAUGCUGGACGUGGACGACGUCCCAGAAAAACUGGCCGAUGGAUAUGGCCAGACAAAAUGGGUGGCAGAGAAACUCGUACGUGAAGCUGGCCGUCGAGGCUUGCCGGUGAAGGUUCAUCGAGCGGGUACAAUCAGCGGUCACAGUGCAACAGGAGCAGGGAACUCACGGGAUCUGCUUAAUGCGAUCAUUGUUGAGUCCGUUAACCUGGGAUAUGCUCCAGAUGUGGAAGGUUGGCGCGCUGAGAUGACCCCGGUCGACUUUGUUAGCAAAGCCAUCGUCCAUCUCUCGAAUCAGACCAACACCACGCAGUUCAUUUUUCACCUCGGUGAUCCUGAUCCCGUACAGACCCGGUCAGUCUUCAAAGACCUAGAAGAGCUUGGAUAUUCCACAAAACCACUCCCUUGGGACGAUUGGGUCAGCCGAUGGCAGGAGAACAGAGGCACCUUGAAAGGUGGAGAUGGUGCCUUUACCAUUGACAUCCUCCGCAGCGGCAUGCCGAGCGUCGAGUUCUUGAGAGGCAUUGUUGUGCUAAACAACGCCGCUACUAGGCCCUUGCGGGCUGUUGUUGAACGACCCAAGGUUGAUAGCGUAUUGCUCGAAACGUAUGCUCGCCAUUGGUUUGCCCGAGGAUGGUUGCCGCGUCCGCCGUCCCGUCAACAUGCUCUCGGUGGCACCGCGCAGCCCAUACGAAGAGGACCCCUGAGCGGACGUGUGGCUGUCAUUACUGGGGCUUCAUCCGGGAUCGGAGCUGCCGUCGCUGCAGCUCUGGCACGCGAAGGCCUCCAUCUGGCUCUAGGCGCUCGCCGCACCGACGCUCUCGAGGCUGUGAAGAGCAGACUUGUGGUCCGCGAGGGCAAGGUGAUAGUUCGACAGACAGAUGUGACGGACAGGAAGCAGGUCGAGAGCCUUAUCCAAGCAGCGAAUGACGAGCUUGGGCCAGUCGAUAUCCUGGUGUCCUGCGCUGGCGUCAUGUAUUACACCAUGAUGGCAAAUGUGCACACAGAAGAUUGGGACCGUACCGUCGAUGUGAACUGCAAGGGGCUUCUACAUUGCCUUUCCUCGGUGGUGCCGUCGAUGAUCUCGCGCGGUAGCGGGCACAUUGUCGCCAUAUCGUCGGAUGCGGGCCGAAAGGUCUUCCCUGGCUUAGGUGUUUACUCAGCCAGCAAGUUCUUUGUCGAAGCCACUCUACAGAGCCUGCGACUAGAAACCGCAGGGAGUGGGUUGCGUGUCACGAGCGUGCAACCUGGCAACACGGCGACUGAGCUCUUCGGCAUGUCCACGGACACUGAAGCAAUCAAGAAAUAUGGUGAGCCGACUGGUGCGCAGAUCUUGGAUCCGGAAGAUGUGGCCAAUUCGAUUGUCUAUGCAUUGAGACAACCGCAGCAUGUUGCGGUGAAUGAAGUUUUGAUCGAACCGAGGGAGGAGCCGAUUUGA
Molecule: messenger RNA, 3852 nt
Organism: Fonsecaea multimorphosa CBS 102226
Lineage: Eukaryota; Fungi; Ascomycota; Eurotiomycetes; Chaetothyriales; Herpotrichiellaceae
Exons: 1
Coding region: 1-3852 (1283 amino acids)
Molecular function (GO): phosphopantetheine binding
Source: RefSeq, a predicted model, not a curated record